GCUGGAAUCAACGUGUUGUUUACAUUGAAAUUAAAAGUUAUCUCGGAAGUUGAAAAAUGUUAAAAUCAGAAGAAAAUCCAUUUCAAAUUUUGGGUUUAAGACCUUGGCUCGUUAAACAAUUAAGGAAAUUGGGUCUAAAACAAGCCACGCCAAUACAACAAAAUUGCAUUCCAGCCAUAUUAGAAGGUAAGGAUUGCAUUGGAGCGGCGAAGACAGGUUCGGGCAAAACGUUUGCCUUUGCUUUACCCAUAUUGCAAAAAUUAAGUGAGGAACCUGUCAGUCAUUUUGCUUUAGUUCUAACUCCCACACACGAAUUGGCUUAUCAGAUAUCUGAACAAUUCCUGGUAGCCGGUCAACCAAUGGGAGUCAGAGUUUGCGUGGUGUCAGGUGGAACCGAUCAAAUUAUCGAAGCUCAAAAGUUGAUGCAACGUCCCCAUAUAGUAGUUGCCAUGCCUGGCCGUUUAGCUGACCAUUUAACCGGCUGUGAUACAUUUUCUUUUGAUAAUUUAAAGUUCCUGGUAGUUGAUGAAGCCGAUCGUAUGCUUAGUGGCGACUUUGAUGAAAGUCUCGCCAUUAUCGAAAAUAGUUUACCUAAAACUAGACAAAAUCUUUAUUUCUCCGCCACUAUGAAGGAUUUCAUCAAAGAAUCUAGCAUAUUCCCUAUAAGAGAGGAGUGCUUUGAAUGGUCUGAAGAGUCGCAAGUGGCCACGGUAGAUACAUUGGAUCAACGCUAUCUGCUAUGCGCGAAUUAUGAUCGUGAUAUGGUAUUAGUAGAGGCUUUGCGUAAAUAUCGCGAGGAAAAUGAAACCGCAAAUGUGAUGAUAUUUACGAAUACGAAAAAAUACUGUCAAUUGUUGUCCAUGACAUUGGAAAAAAUGGGUAUUGAAAAUGUUUGCUUGCAUGGUUUUAUGCGCCAAAAGGAGCGAGUGGCAGCUUUAAAUCGAUUUAAAUCCAGACAUGUACGCACUUUAAUUGCUACGGAUGUGGCUGCGAGAGGUUUGGAUAUACCCAGUGUUCAGCUGGUUAUGAAUCAUCAUUUACCUCGGACUCCCAAAGAAUAUAUACAUCGUGUGGGACGCACGGCACGGGCUGGGCGUAAAGGUAUAGCAAUUUCAAUAUUCCGUUUUCCGCGUGAUCUGGAGCUGUUGGGACAAAUUGAAAAUGCAAUUAACAUCAAGUUAACCGAACAUCCAAUAGAUCAACGUUUGGUCGAACGCAUCUUUAUGCAAGUUAAUGUUACCCGUCGAGAAUCGGAGAUGCAGUUGGACAACAACGAUUUCAACGAACGCGCGCAAAACUAUAGACGUAAACAAUGGAUUGUAGAAGGCAAAGAUCCCGAUGAAAUGGAAAAUUUGUAUAAAAAGCAACAAAAAGAUAAAAUCCGUGAAUUAAAGCGUCAGCGCAAAGAACGUCUGAAGUUUUCGGAAAGCAAAGACUUGUCGAAACUGGUGGAGGAUGAACGUUUUAAAGCCAUAGACGCAGAAAAAUUUCAAAGCGGAAAAAAGAAAUUGAAAUCCACGUUAGAUGAGAAAACUCCAAGUGAAGUUAAAAAGCUCAAAAGAAUCGAUAAACGUUUUCAACUUUCUUCGAGCAAAAAUGAUAGUAAAACGACAUCAGUUAAAGUUAAAAAUAGCAAAUAAAUAGAAACUUCUUAAAGAUGAAAAUUGAAAUAAAAA
This is a messenger RNA of Glossina fuscipes, 1676 nucleotides long. It is a transcript of the gene Dbp45A, whose product is annotated as probable ATP-dependent RNA helicase Dbp45A. The transcript is spliced from 7 exons. NCBI's taxonomy places the organism in Eukaryota, Metazoa, Arthropoda, Insecta, Diptera, Glossinidae. Bases 57 to 1640 code for a protein of 527 amino acids. The record is from RefSeq and is a predicted model, not a curated record. Gene Ontology annotation, molecular function: nucleic acid binding; ATP binding; RNA helicase activity.